AUCCUCUUCACUCACUCGCCCAAGCUCAUCUCUCCCUUCCUCCUCCUUAAUCGUCUUUGUGGUAUAUGAACCUAAUUAAUCCCACAAAUUAUGAAAACAUGUUUUUGAAAAAAUUCCAUAAAUCCGGAAAUAAACAAUAAAUAAAUACUCCAAAAAGCAAGAGUAAAUGAUGCUUAUCGCCUAACACUCUCCACCCAUACGAUAAUUCUCAAAAGUUGAACAGUAGUACCCCGUAUGUAGGCAAAAAGCUACCAACAUAGAAAAAGAUAAGUUUUUAAUACGUAUUAUCUUUGUGGGUUCUGAUUUACUUACAGCAAUUUCAGGUUAAGUGAGGGACGAGGGCAGGGUAUAUUAGGGGAGAGAUAAAAAGUGGGCGUUUUUUGGUAUUUGGGAGGUGAGCUCUGGAGAUGUCAGGUGGUGGGUGUAGCAUAGUCUGGUUCAGGAGAGAUCUAAGGGUUGAAGAUAACCCAGCACUCGCAGCUGGCGUGAGGGCCGGUGCCGUCGUUGCUGUGUUUGUAUGGGCUCCGGAGGAAGAAGAUCAUUACUAUCCAGGAAGGGUCUCUAGAUGGUGGCUGAAGCAGAGCUUGGCUCAUCUUGAUUCUUCCUUGAGAAGCCUCGGUACUCAUCUCAUCACCAAGAGAUCUACUGACAGUGUCUCUUCUCUGAUUGAGGUUCUUAAAGCCACCGGUGCUACCCAGCUCUUCUUCAACCACUUGUAUGAUCCCCUGUCUCUGGUUAGGGAUCAUCGGGCAAAGGAGGUGUUAACUGCACAAGGAAUAACAGUUCGUUCUUUUAAUGCCGAUUUACUAUAUGAGCCAUGGGAUGUUACUGAUGCACAAGGACGCCCAUUCACAACCUUUGACGUCUUCUGGGAAAGAUGCCUUAGUAUGCCUUAUGACCCGGAUGCCCCACUUCUCCCACCUAAAAGAAUUAUUUCAGGUGAUGUAUCUAGAUGCGUUUCAGACACUUUGGUGUUUGAAGAUGAAUCAGAGAAGGGAAGUAAUGCUCUUCUUGCUCGAGCAUGGUCACCUGGGUGGAGCAAUGCUGAUAAGGCUCUAACAACAUUCAUUAAUGGACCAUUAAUUGAGUACUCCAAGAAUAGGAGAAAGGCUGAUAGUGCCACCACCUCGUUCCUUUCUCCACACUUGCAUUUUGGGGAGGUAAGUGUUAGAAAAGUAUUCCAUCUGAUCCGCAUCAAACAAGUUCAAUGGGCCAAUGAAGGGAAUAAGGCUGGUGAAGAUAGUGUUAAUUUGUUUCUUAAAUCAAUUGGCCUUAGAGAAUACUCAAGAUACAUGAGUUUUAACCAUCCUUACAGUCAUGAAAGGCCUCUUCUUGGGCACCUUAAGUUCUUCCCAUGGGUUCUUGAUGAAGGCUAUUUUAAGGCUUGGAGACAAGGAAGAACUGGAUAUCCAUUAGUGGAUGCUGGCAUGAGGGAACUGUGGGCCACUGGUUGGCUUCAUGAUCGUAUAAGAGUAGUUGUUUCUAGCUUCUUUGUAAAAGUCCUACAGCUUCCAUGGAGAUGGGGAAUGAAGUAUUUCUGGGAUACCCUCUUAGAUGCAGAUCUUGAGAGUGAUGCUCUUGGUUGGCAGUAUAUAUCUGGUACUCUCCCUGAUGGCCGUGAAUUUGAUCGCAUAGAUAAUCCACAGUUUGAAGGUUACAAGUUUGAUCCUGAUGGAGAAUAUGUAAGGCGGUGGCUCCCUGAACUUGCCAGACUUCCAACUGAAUGGAUACACCACCCAUGGAAUGCGCCAGAAUCCGUACUUCAGGCUGCUGGAAUUGAGUUGGGAUCAAAUUAUCCCCUCCCAAUUGUUGGGAUAGAUGCAGCAAAAGGUAGGUUGCAAGAAGCACUUUCAGAAAUGUGGCAGCAUGAAGCAGCUUCAAGAGCUGCAAUUGAGAAUGGAACUGAGGAAGGGCUUGGAGACUCUUCUGAAUCAACACCAAUUGCGUUCCCUCAGGACAUACAGAUGGAGGAAAACCAUGAACCUGUGAGGAACAACCAGCUUCCUGCUGCAAUUCGACGUUAUGAGGAUCAGAUGGUUCCCAGCAUUACUUCUUCUUUGUUGAGAGUAGAAGAGGAAGAAUCUUCUUUGGAUCUUCAAAAUUCAGUGGCAGAUAGCAGGGCAGAAGUUCCACGGAAUGUAAACAUGAUUGUAAGUGAUCAAAAUGAAGACCUAAGGAGGGAUGCACUAAAUCAAGAAAUUCCUCAGACAAAUCGUAACAACAAUUCUUUGCCACAAUUUAAUAUCCAGUUUGGGAUUGUAAAUCCUGAAGAUUCAACAGCAGAAUCUUCUAGUAGUAGUAGUAGAAGAGAGAGGGAUGGGGGUGUGGUCCCAGUUUGGUCUCCUCCAGCUUCCAGUUACUCGGAGCAGUUUGUAGGUGAGGAAAAUGGGAUUGGGACGAGUUCUUCAUACUUGCAAAGGCAUCCGCAGUCUCACCAAAUAAUGAACUGGAGAAGGCUUUCGCAAACUGGGUGACAAAAGACAAAUGUGGAGACUGAACAUUUUACCAGUCAUGUUAUGACAGAUGAAGAGACAGGAGACGGGGAGUGCAUCGAUGGUUGAUCCUUAGACCAGAGGGAUUAUGAAUUGUUGCUCUCUCUCUCUCUCUAUAUAUAUAUAUAUAUUGUCUAAAAUCUUCUCCCUUCACUGGUCUAACAUGAUCAGCAGUUGACUUCCUAUCAAACUAAGGUUACGUAUGAAAAAUGGAAACUGGUAGAGGCAGCUGAUCGGCUCUCUUUUUCUCUUGUUUCCCUUUUUUGUAUCAUAUGCAUAGAUUUGGUGUAUAGGAUUCCAUUGUUCUGAUAAGGAGGUGAGAUGAAGGCUUAUGCCAAGGAAAUGAUUGUGCUUUUCUGUAGUCUGCUAAUAAACCCUGGAUUGUACUUAUUAAAUUAACUAAUUAGGCAGAUAUUUUACUGUAGA
Carica papaya (papaya) is the source of this 2918-nucleotide messenger RNA. RefSeq names its product cryptochrome 1 (gene CRY1). The record is from RefSeq and is a predicted model, not a curated record. Gene Ontology annotation, molecular function: FAD binding; deoxyribodipyrimidine photo-lyase activity; DNA binding. Gene Ontology annotation, biological process: circadian regulation of gene expression; entrainment of circadian clock by photoperiod; blue light signaling pathway. NCBI's taxonomy places the organism in Eukaryota, Viridiplantae, Streptophyta, Magnoliopsida, Brassicales, Caricaceae. Gene Ontology annotation, cellular component: nucleus; cytoplasm.